Dichotomopilus funicola is the source of this 756-nucleotide messenger RNA. RefSeq lists its product as uncharacterized. The record is from RefSeq and is a predicted model, not a curated record. The transcript is spliced from 2 exons. Bases 1 to 756 code for a protein of 251 amino acids. Lineage: Eukaryota; Fungi; Ascomycota; Sordariomycetes; Sordariales; Chaetomiaceae.
AUGCGACACGAACCCCCAACGUUUCUCUCCCUCCCGGUUGAACUCCGACUCGAGAUAUACACCCAUCUCCUCGUCCUCCCACCACCACCUCCCCCCGAAACUCUCCGAGUCACCUACCGCUGCUCCUACGCCACCUCCCCAUCCGGCACCUCGCCCACAGGCACCAACACCAAGCCAACCCUCCACCCACAAAUCCUCCGCGUCAACUCCCAGACCUACUACGAAGCUCUCCCCAUCUUAUACGGCCACAACACCUUUUCCGCACACCCCGUACACCUCACGGCCCAACCAACACUCUACCACCCAGGCAAUACCGGGAUACUGACACCCGCGCCCACAAACCCCAACAUCAAGCGCAUCCGCCGCUGGCAUCUCCGUCUACGCGUCGACACCCCAUCAUCACCAUCGCCCCCCAAUCCGAACCCAAACCCCAACUCAUCAGACCCAACAACAGCAAAAGCCCCCCCAAACCUCGCCGAUCACCCGCACCCACACCCUUUCACAGCAUUGAACAACACCGAAUCCCUACACAUCCAUCUCUAUCGCAGUUCACCCCUCAGGAGUGGUGGCAUCGACGUUGGUACAGAAGCGCUGCAGCAGCUGGAACAUAUCCGUGGGAUACGUCGGGUGCGGAUAACGGGGGUUGUGGGGGCUGGGUUGGGCGGGAUGGAGGGGGAUAUUGAGGCUUUGAGGGGGCGGAUGAUGAGGGGGAGGGGGAGAAUAGGGAUGGGGAUGGUGGAGGGGCAAGGGUUGUGA